GAAAAGAGAAUCAAAACCACUUUAUACAAUUAACUUUUGAGACAAUAUGGGGACUCCUGGUUCUGGAAGAAAAAGGACCCCUGUGAAGGAUCGAUUUUCUGCAGAAGAUGAAGCUUUGAGCAGCAUAGCCAGAGAGGCCGAGGCUAGGUUGGCAGCAAAAAGGGCUGCUCGGGCAGAAGCAAGAGAUAUACGCAUGAGAGAACUGGAACGACAACAAAAAGAGCCUUCUCAUCAUUCCUUUGAUCGGAAAUGGGGACAGAUUCACAAGUGGCUGGAAGAUUCUGAAAGGGCCAGGUAUUCCCACCGGUCCCGUCACCACCGUUCUUACCUGGGAGUUGAGGAUGCAUUGUCCAUUGGAAGUCUUGGCAGUCACAGGUAUGAUUCUCUCAAGGAUAGAUCUUCAAGACUUUCAUCACUAAGUCAUUCUAACAGUUACUCUCUUGGAAUGAAGAAGAGAUCUUCGGCUUCCCAUAAGAACCCACUGAGUGGCCUCUACUUUGACCAGAGAAACUAUAGCAGUCUUAGACAUAGCAAACCCUCCUCUACCUACUACACUCGGCAGUCCUCUUCUCUGUGCAGCGACUCUCUGGCGACAUCUAAGACUAACAGGGUCUUCCCUACUGCAGAUUCUGCUCUGCUGAGAAGUGCCAGUCUGGCAUCACUGUAUGAUGGUGGAUUUUAUAGUCCUUGUGGUUCUCGAACUCCGUCCGAAUACAGUUAUCACUCUUCAAGAACCAGUUCAGCCCGAAGCAGUCCUGUGUUCACCAAUGAUGACACUGCGAGCAUCGCAUCUUCUGGUCGUGCCAGUCGUGGGCAUGGGCGAAGGGAUAGUGUGGUCUCUGCGGCUGAUUAUUUCAGUCGCUCUCAUCGGCGGGGAAGCAUGGUUUCAGAGGCGGACGACGUCAGUCUUCCUGAUCUGACCUGUCUGGAUGAAAAAUCUGACAAACAGUAUGCUGAAAAUUAUACAAGGCCUUCAUCUCGAAAUUCUGCCUCAGCAACGACCCCUCUAAGUGGAAAUUCAUCUAGACGGGGAAGUGGAGACACCUGCAGCUUACUAGAUCCAGACACCUCAUUAAGCGAAUUGCGGGAUAUCUAUGAACUUAAGGACCAGAUACAGGAUGUAGAAGGGAGAUACAUGCAGGGACUGAAAGAACUGAAGGAAUCUUUGUCUGAAGUUGAAGAAAAGUACAAGAAAGCCAUGGUUUCCAAUGCACAGUUAGACAAUGAGAAGAACAAUUUGAUAUACCAGGUAGAUACCCUCAAGGAUGUGAUCGAAGAACAGGAGGAACAGAUGGCAGAGUUUUAUAGAGAAAACGAAGAAAAAUCAAAGGAGUUAGAGAGGCAGAAGCAUAUGUGUAGUGUGCUUCAACACAAGAUGGAUGAACUUAAAGAAGGUCUUCGACAAAGAGAUGAGCUUAUUGAGGAAAAUCAGCGCAUGCAGCAGAAAGUAGACAACAUGGCAAAAGAAGUGUUUGAGCUCCAGGAGACACUUCUUUGGAAAGAUAAAAAUAUUAGGGCCCUAGAGAAGCAGAAGGAAUACAUUGCCUGCCUUAGGGAGGAGCGAGACAUGCUCCGAGGGGAACUGGCUGACCUGAAGGAGACAGUGAACACAGGAGAGAAACAUGGCUUAGUUAUAAUCCCCGAUGGCACGCCCAAUGGUGACAUCAGUCAUGAGCCAAUGGUCGGAGCUAUCACUGUAGUGUCUCAGGAAGCGGCUCAGGUCUUGGAGUCAGCUGGAGAAGGGCCGCUCGAUGUCAGGCUGCGAAAACUCGCUGGCGAAAAGGAAGAGCUACUAUCACAGGUGAGAAAGCUGAAAUUGCAGUUAGAGGAAGAGCGGCAAAAAGGCUCCAGGAGCGAAGGUGCCGUGGGGGACCUGGCGGGGCUGCAGAAUGGCUCGGACUUGCAGUUCAUCGAAAUGCAGAGGGAUGCUAACAGACAAAUUAGUGAGUACAAGUUCAAGCUUUCAAAAGCAGAGCAGGACAUAACCACGUUGGAGCAAAGUAUUAGCCGACUUGAGGGUCAGGCACUGAGAUACAAAACUGCUGCUGAGAAUGCUGAGAAAAUAGAAGAUGAACUGAAAGCAGAGAAGAGGAAGUUACAACGAGAGCUACGAACGGCACUGGACAAGAUCGAGGAGAUGGAGAUGACCAACAGUCACCUGGCCAAGCGUCUGGAGAAGAUGAAGGCCAACAGGACAGCGCUGCUAACUCAGCAGUAGGGGCCGUCCAGCUGCCUGGGUGCUACUCUGGUCCUGCCCGAGGGACUGACUUUGUCCAGACACAAACCCCUUUCAGUACUGUUUUUGUUUUGUCAGUAAAUUAGCCACCUUUGUAUUUUAUAAUUUAUGAAGGAAUGAAAGCGGUUUGAUUCUUCGCGAACACCUUGGAUUGUGUUCAUAGUUUGAUUCUUUUUUUAUUUUCAUCAAUUUAGAAUCAAGGUCACUCAUCCGUUUACCCCCAGCUGCCUGUGCCCAGCUCUGCUGCGUGGGCACAGGUUCUGGAGGAGAGCAGUUCUGUGAGUAUUCAGAGACGCUUGCAAGCAACCUCAGAAAACACAAGUGCCUUCUCCACAGUGGGAUUCAGACCUCAGCGAUGUCCAGUGGUCAAAAGACACUGUUGUGUUAGUCUUCCGAUUUUAGCGAAGAAACAGUGUCACAGGAGGGAAAACUAUGUUUUUCUAAAAUUUAUAUGUUUGGAGAAUAAAGACCUUUUUUGGUAAGAUAUUUAAAUUUAUAUAAGAAAACAUUAGAAAAAGAGAUGGGAAGUGUAUAUAAAACUUGCUUUGUUGCAUGGGGCAGGGGACAGUAUGGCCUUAGAGUCUUCAAGAGCAAGGGCCUUAGCUGAUGUACGUUGUCAAGUAUUUCACCUGCUGCUGCUUUGUGGAUGGAAACCUCAGACAAGCCCAAUGCGGGAGGCCCGGACAGGGCCCAGGCUAGCAGAUGGGAAAAGUGCCUGAAGAUUCCAUUAAACACACUUUGCUGACACAACUGGCUGCUGGAAUAUUUUGUUAAAGGAGCCUUUACGACAGCUCACAGCAAGCUUGCCCCACUCCUGCCCUGCUCCUUUUGGAAAAAUAAGCUGGAAUCAAGAACUUUUUCUUCUAUGAACUUGAGUCUCUUAAAAGAAACCUAGGUUUUGAGGUUUUAGCACAAUGCGCCCACUCGACAGGAUUUGUGGUUCUUUUGCUUUCACAAUCUGUGUUUUAAGGACACGAGUAUUGUAUCCUCAGUAUGUUUACAUAGACAGAAUAUUGGGUAAAUUUUAAUGAAUCAAAGCCCACAUAAUAAAAUUAGACUUGAAACUAGGUAAUAAAGUUUAACUCAAAUGUGGAUAAAA
Molecule: messenger RNA, 3335 nt
Organism: Suncus etruscus (white-toothed pygmy shrew)
Lineage: Eukaryota; Metazoa; Chordata; Mammalia; Eulipotyphla; Soricidae
Gene: LRRFIP2
Product: LRR binding FLII interacting protein 2
Exons: 27
Coding region: 47-2218 (723 amino acids)
Biological process (GO): regulation of DNA-templated transcription
Source: RefSeq, a predicted model, not a curated record